CCCUCGCGUCAAAACUCUACUCCCCUGCCCUGCCGCCUCCUUUCUCCCGGGCACACGUACUGCCGCCUCCUGCCAUUUCCCACCCGUCCAUCCAUCCCUGUGCUUGCUGUACCUUCCUUCUCAGACGCGAACACCAUGAGCAAUAGGAUCCAUCCGUCCGAUGCCAGCCGCGGCGGCCGUGCCCGUCGCGCGGCGCCGGCGCCGACGGAUCGCCGGCCGGCGGUGUACACGGUGUGGAAGAGGUCCAGCAUGGGCUUCCAGGGCACCGACGGCUUCUGCGUCUACGACGACGCGGGCAGGCUGGCGUUCCGGGUCGACAACUACUCUCGGCGGCGGAAGCUCUGCGCCGGCGAGCUCCUGCUCAUGGAUGGACAGGGCACGCCGCUCCUGUCCCUCAGGCCGCAGCUUCUCAGCCUGCACGAUCGCUGGAAUUGCUACACGGCAACGGAAGAAGGCGGCCUCGACAAGAAGCCGUCUCCCACAUCACAGCAGCAGGUCUUCACGAUGAGCAGGUGCUCAGCUCUGAAGAGCAGCGACGAAGCAGAGGUCCACAUGUCAGCAGCAGGCACCGCUUCAUCGUCAUCAUCUAGCCUCAGCUGCAAGCACCCGCAGGUUGCCGCCGCUCCGGCCUACCGGAUCGAGGGCUCCUUCUCCAGGAGGAACUGCAAGAUCCGUCGUGGCAGCGACGGCAAGGAGGCGGCGCGGAUAGGGAGGAAGAGCGCCGGCGUGGCGUCCAGACCGGUAGCGACGCUCGGAGACGACGUGUUCAGCCUCGUUGUCCGGCCAGGCGUGGACGUGGCGACGAUCAUGGCUAUUGUUGUUGUAAUGGACAGGAUCUGUCACAAACCGUACACGCCCAUGGUGUGCUCGUCACAGUAGAGGUGUAGUCAUGGUGAGAUAUCAAAGACAGUGUAAACCGUAGGCAGCAGUAGCAGAGAGCCAAGAGAUUCCUCACUAACCCGUUUUGCGUCGUUGCAAUGUUAUUACCUCCAAGAAAAAAAAGGGGGUAUAGAAGAUUCUGAUUUAAUACAGGUACGCGUUAAGGACAUGAGAAAA
Messenger RNA from Panicum virgatum (switchgrass), 1056 nucleotides. RefSeq names its product protein LURP-one-related 5-like. The record is from RefSeq and is a predicted model, not a curated record. Bases 136 to 879 code for a protein of 247 amino acids. NCBI's taxonomy places the organism in Eukaryota, Viridiplantae, Streptophyta, Magnoliopsida, Poales, Poaceae. The transcript is spliced from 2 exons.